Molecule: messenger RNA, 417 nt
Organism: Protopolystoma xenopodis
Lineage: Eukaryota; Metazoa; Platyhelminthes; Monogenea; Polystomatidea; Polystomatidae
Source: the annotation of a GenBank genome assembly
GGAAAUUCUUUCACUCCAUUACACUGCGCCGUGGCAAAUGGUCACUCUGACUGCGUAGAUUUAUUAUUGGCUUUGCCAGCGGGCUGUACUUCACCAUUACCUCUUUCACCUACUCGUCUCUCCACCCCUGUAUCAACUACUCUGAGUCCUGGCUGUCUUGGUCUUAGCCUUUUGAUGGUACGAGAUCUGGCCGGCUUGCGCGGUCCUCUUCAUGUAGCGGCGCUCACGAACCAGGCUGUUUGUGCCGACCAGCUAAUCUCAUUCGCUGAAGCCCUCGAUCAUGCCGAAUAUGGCGGUGUUGGCUUGAUUUCAGAGGCAAGAACGGCUUCUCUUAUUUUAUCUUCGUGUCCUUUCAUCCAGAGGUCAACUGUGAUCCCACCUUGUUCCACGAUCAAGCCCAAUUUUGAGUCCACUUAA